UUUCUUGUUUGUCUGCCUCCAGCUCAGGUUUCCUCUCCACUUGGUUCUUGGUGAGGAAGAGGACAUGUUUCGUCUCAUUCUCCAUGCGUCUCACAAAUAAGAGAAUGAGUCUGGAUGUGCCCAAACCUGAAGCAAAGACUGGCAGCAAAGCCCCACCAAGAGUCACCGGCCCUGCAUCGGGCCCGCCCAAGUUCAAACAGCGGAACAGCCGCCAAUUCAAGAGCAAGCCUCCCAAGAGGGGCAUCAUUGGAUUUGGAGAGGAGAUCCCAGGAAUGGACGGCCUUGGCACAGACAUCACUGUAAUCUGCCCAUGGGAGGCAUACAGCCAUCUAGAGCUACAUGAGCUGGCUCAGUAUGGCAUCAUCUGACCCUAAAGUUAUUCUUGGAUAGAUCAUCAAUAUUGGCUUAAAAUAUCAGUUAAGAGAUGAAUUGUAUAUGAAUAAUGUUCUUUGCCUAAGUUGUUUUAUAAACUAUUUGUAUACGA
This is a messenger RNA of Cheilinus undulatus (humphead wrasse), 484 nucleotides long. Its product is annotated as retinal rod rhodopsin-sensitive cGMP 3',5'-cyclic phosphodiesterase subunit gamma-like. Gene Ontology annotation, cellular component: photoreceptor outer segment membrane. Gene Ontology annotation, molecular function: cGMP binding; 3',5'-cyclic-nucleotide phosphodiesterase activity. The record is from RefSeq and is a predicted model, not a curated record. The coding region runs from base 84 to 368 and encodes 94 amino acids. Lineage: Eukaryota; Metazoa; Chordata; Actinopteri; Labriformes; Labridae. The transcript is spliced from 4 exons. Gene Ontology annotation, biological process: visual perception; positive regulation of G protein-coupled receptor signaling pathway; positive regulation of epidermal growth factor receptor signaling pathway.